Molecule: messenger RNA, 1053 nt
Organism: Arabidopsis lyrata subsp. lyrata
Lineage: Eukaryota; Viridiplantae; Streptophyta; Magnoliopsida; Brassicales; Brassicaceae
Exons: 3
Coding region: 1-1053 (350 amino acids)
Source: RefSeq, a predicted model, not a curated record
AUGCAGGGAGCUGCGCAGUCUCUGAGAGCCAGGAAAGCUGCCGAAAAGAAGGCGGCUAAGGAAAAAGCUGUUUUGGAGGCAAACUUUAGACCUCCUACUCCUCCCGAGGCCAGUCUUGAGGUCGUCGUUGGUGCCGAGGCGACUGAUGAAGCUCGGGAUAUGGCUUCGAUCGUGCCUGAGGCGGCCGGGCAUAUCUCCCCUACGACCAAUGUCCCCGAGGUGGUAGGGACCUCGGCUAUCGUCGCUCUAGGUGCCGAGGCGAAGGCUAAGGCGAAGGUCAAGAGGCCCCGAGGUGAUAGCUCGGGAGGUCGUAGGAAAGAGAAGAGGAGUCGUAACGAGGCUCCUAUCUACAAGGAUAAGAUAGCCUCUGCUACUCUUAUCGCUUCUUGCUCGGGUCCGACCCUAGCUGCGUCCGAGGCCUUGCUGGAGGCUGAAAAUUACCGCGAAACCGCUGCAGGGUUCCUAAAGGCUUUCCAUUCAAUGAACUGCAUGGUUCGAGCCUACAACUCUUCGAACCGGAAAUACGAGACUUCUCAAGCCGAGGCGGAGGUCAGGAUUGCCGAGGCCGAUGCCAGGAUCGUCGAGGCAGAUGCCAAAAAUGCCGAAGCGGAGGCCAAGAUUGCCGAGGCGGCGGCCAAGAUUACCGAGGCAGAUGAGGUCAGGCGGAAAGCCGAAGCGUUGGCCAAGGCAAAGAAGGUCGAGCGAUUGAAGAUGGCCGAGGAUGGUCUUCGCCUUCGUCGGAAGUUGGAGGCUGAAGCCAGGGCUAAUGCCGAAUUAAUUGCCGAUCUUGAAGGCGGCAAAAAUGUUGAAGAUGAGAAGGAGGAAGUACUCCAGUGGAAAGCGGAGUAUGGAGAUGCUGAGGAGGAGUUUGUGCGGAUUGGAACCGAGCUGCGAGAGGAUCUGAGGCUUCCUCCGGCUUCUCCAGAUUCUGUUGAAGAUAGUUUCGGAAACAGGUCAAUCGAAGGAGUUGCCGCGGGGAUCGGCAUUAUGGAUCAGGCGGGCACGAAUCUGAGUUCCGAAGCCGCACAUGUUCCGGAGGAGCAGGACGAAUAG